This is a messenger RNA of Trichechus manatus latirostris (Florida manatee), 2615 nucleotides long. RefSeq names its product tyrosyl-tRNA synthetase 2 (gene YARS2). Lineage: Eukaryota; Metazoa; Chordata; Mammalia; Sirenia; Trichechidae. The transcript is spliced from 5 exons. Gene Ontology annotation, biological process: tyrosyl-tRNA aminoacylation. Gene Ontology annotation, molecular function: ATP binding; RNA binding; tyrosine-tRNA ligase activity. Gene Ontology annotation, cellular component: mitochondrion; cytosol. Bases 269 to 1705 code for a protein of 478 amino acids. The record is from RefSeq and is a predicted model, not a curated record.
GAAAGCUUUAGUUCUUAAUCCUCGCAACAGACUUAUGAAGUAAGAACUAUUACUAUAAGCAUGAGGAAAUUAAGUUUUACAGAAUUUAGCGCGGCCAGGCCCUAACACGGAAACACUACUUAGAGUCAAAACUCCAGGGACUCCAGAGAGCAAACGCGCUCACACCCUACAUGGGCAUGCGCGGAAAAAAUCACUAAAGCAGCUCUCAGGGAAGGGGUUGGGGGCGGAGCUUCUAAGAUCCCAGCAUUCCCUUCGUGCCGCCACCAAGAUGGCGGCGCCCGUGCUAUGUUGCUUUUUCCGGGGCAGGUGCUUCGGUACCCCUGGCUGGUUAACAGUUUUACCCAUGGGGCUACGAAAGGCCCAUUCGGGCCCUCAGGGAUUGUUGGCAACGCAAAAGAAACGGGGACUGUUCAAGGAGUUCUUUCCGGACAAAAUUACGGAGACAGAGCUCCCAGAACUCUUCGACCAUGGCACGGCGGGCAACUUCCCCCAGACUAUCUACUGCGGCUUCGACCCCACGGCCGACUCGCUUCAUGUGGGGCAUCUGCUGGCGUUGCUGGGCCUGUUUCACUUCCAGCGAGCGGGCCACAAUGUGAUCGCGCUGGUCGGAGGCGCCACAGCGCGCCUGGGGGACCCGAGUGGCCGCACUAAGGAACGCGAGGCGAUGGACGCCAAGCGUGUGCAAGCCAACGCACUCGCCCUGCGCCGAGGGCUGGAAUCACUGGCGGCUAAUCAUCAUCAGUUCUUCGCAGAUGGGCGUACAUGGGGCAGCUUCACAGUACUGGAUAAUUCCGCUUGGUACCAGAGCCAGCAUCUGGUGGACUUCCUGGCGGCGGUGGGCGGACACUUCCGCAUGGGCACGCUCCUUAGCCGGCUGAGCGUCCAGACCCGGCUCAAGAGCCCUGAGGGCAUGAGCUUGGCUGAAUUCUUAUACCAGGUGCUCCAGGCCUAUGACUUUUACUACCUGUUUCAGCAUUAUGGAUGCCGGGUCCAGCUGGGUGGAUCUGAUCAGCUGGGCAACAUCGUGUCCGGAUAUGAGUUCAUCCACAAGUUGACUGGAGAAGACGUAUUUGGAAUCACCGUCCCCCUGAUUACAAGCACAGCUGGAGCAAAGUUGGGAAAGUCAGCCGGCAAUGCUGUUUGGCUAAACAGAGAUAAGACAUCUCCAUUUGAAUUGUAUCAGUUCUUUGUCAGGCAGCAAGAUGAUUCUGUAGAAAGGUACCUGAAGCUCUUCACUUUUCUACCCCUUUCAGAGAUUAACCACAUAAUGCAGCUGCAUGUCAAAGAGCCAGAAAAGCGGGGUCCUCAGAAGCGACUUGCUGCAGAAGUAACAAAGCUUGUUCAUGGGCGAGAAGGGCUAGAAUCUGCUAAAAGGUGUACACAAGCCCUUUAUCAUAAUAGCAUAGAUGCACUGGAGGUCAUGUCUGAUGAAGAAUUAAAAGAGUUGUUUAAAGAAGCUUCAUUUUCUGAAUUAGUUCUUGACCCUGGAACAAGCGUGCUAGAUACUUGCCGCAAAGCGAAUGCCAUUCCAAAUGGUCCCCGAGGGUAUCGGAUGAUAACAGAAGGCGGAGUCAGUAUAAAUCACAGACAAGUAACAAAUCCUGAGAGUGUUUUAGUUGUUGGACAACAUAUUCUCAAGAAUGGACUUUCACUGCUUAAAAUAGGAAAAAGAAAUUUCUACAUUAUAAAAUGGCUUCAGCUAUGAUGAAAAAUCCUCUGGUUGUUCAAACCAAUUUUAUCCAUCAUUUAUUCUCAAGAUAUAUGAAAGGUUGGCUCCAGAACUUAGACCUUUACUUAUGUAAAUCAGAAAAACAGAGAAUGGAGUAUACUCUAGGCCUCACAGUGAGUAAUUUCACUAUUUAUAUAAGUCGGUUAAUAAUAAGGUGGUUGUGUGAUGAUGGAAUAUUUUAUUUCCUGGUCCACAAACAUUAAGGACUGCUAUAGAAAACCAGGAUUUUCAGAGUUAAUCUUUUUUAAAAUAAAAAUUAAACUUUAUGAAAGACUUAAAUGGUAUCUUUUCUACCCUACUCUUCUUGCUCUCCUUUUGGGAGUGAUGAGGAGGAACAGUGAAAAAGAGAUAGUAUAAGGAAUUAUGGAUACUUUUAUAUCAGGUGUAUAGACACAGCAACUGGUUUAGAUUUUAUAUCAGAUAUGGAACAUUGAUCUCACUAGUGUUACAUAGUUGUUUUAAAACCAGCAGCACCUCUAGUGUCCACAUUAUAAACAGAAUAUCUAGUAUUAGAAAAUUGUAAAUUUCUGUUGAUUAUGUUCUUGUUGUUUAGGAAGCAAAUAUAGUUCUACCUAAAAAGGAGAAAAGCGAGAUGAAGCCAUAGUUGGCAUUAGAAAUUAUAGUAGAAAUAGUUUCUUUCCAAAUAAAAGAACAAAAAUCAGUUCUUGACCUUUCACAAAGUUUCUACUUCAGUUUUCCAUUCCCUUUCCCGAAUUUCAGUAUAUUAAUUCACAGCCUUGUUUUAUUAAUGGAUUACUAAGGUAGCAGUAUUUUAUAAAUUUGGAAACUUUGAAAUUAGUUUUAAGUUUCAACUUCUGUCCCAAGCAGAUUGCAACUUGACAUAAUCUGAAAAAUUAAGUAACCGGAGAGUUAAAAAAAAAAAAAA